This is a messenger RNA of Brugia malayi, 261 nucleotides long. RefSeq lists its product as uncharacterized. Bases 1 to 261 code for a protein of 86 amino acids. NCBI's taxonomy places the organism in Eukaryota, Metazoa, Nematoda, Chromadorea, Rhabditida, Onchocercidae. The record is from RefSeq and is a predicted model, not a curated record. The transcript has 2 exons.
AUGUUUUCACGUAGCAAGCGUUUCAUUCAAUUAGUUGGACCGGAUGUAUUUUAUUGGUUUCCGGCAUGUAUACUAUUAGGAGCAGCUUUUGAAUUAUUUAAAAUAAAAUUCACAUUUAUGGGUGUGAACUACUAUACGGUAUUUAGGAAGAAACAGAUGCAACAACAAUUAGAAGAUUUUGAGAAUUGGUUGAAACAAAUGGAUUCAUUAUCUGCACAAGCUGUACAAUCACAAAUUGAAGCAAGGAGAGAAAAAAAGUAG